This is a messenger RNA of Talaromyces atroroseus, 762 nucleotides long. RefSeq lists its product as hypothetical. The record is from RefSeq and is a predicted model, not a curated record. The coding region runs from base 1 to 762 and encodes 253 amino acids. Gene Ontology annotation, molecular function: hydrolase activity. NCBI's taxonomy places the organism in Eukaryota, Fungi, Ascomycota, Eurotiomycetes, Eurotiales, Trichocomaceae. The transcript has a single exon.
AUGUCGCUGUCUAAAUGCUGCAUCCAAGGUUUCGAAUGGCACGGCACGCCAUCAGGCCGGAUCAGCAAACUCGCCAACAGCAACACCUACAUCACAGGCGACAACCCCAACGCUGCCAUCCUGCUUAUCGCCGACUUGUUCGGCAGGACCUUUGCCAAUAACCGUCUCCUUGCCGACCAUUUUGCCCGCGAAGUCGGUGCAACGGUCUACGUGCCUGACUUUUUCGGUGGAGAAGUCAUUGAUUCUCAGGCCCUUGCUGAAGAGAAAUGGGAACAAUUCGACUUUGAGGGCUUCAUGCAGAGAAAUUCACGCGAUAUACGUGAACCAGAGAUUGUCGAGUGUGCUCGUGCCCUGCGUCGGCAGUAUAGGAAAGUCGGCGCCGUGGGUUACUGCUACGGCGGCUGGGCUGUUUUCCGUCUUGGAGCGAAAGAGCAUCACGACAACCAGCAUCAAACGCCGCUGGUAGACUGUAUCAGUGCCGGGCACCCCUCACUGCUCACCGAGAAGGAUAUCGAUGAGGUGGCAGUGCCUGUGCAGCUGCUGGCUCCGGAGAUGGAUCCUGCGUAUACGCCGGAGUUGAAACUGCAUACUUUUCAGACGCUGCUCAAGCUCGGUGUGGUGUUUGAUUAUCAGCAUUUCUCGGGGGUUGUUCAUGCUUGUCUUGUGCGUGGGGAUGAGCAUGUACCUGGGGAACGGGAGGCGAUGGUUAGAGGGAAAAAUGCACUUGUGGCGUGGAUGAGGCAUUUCUUGAAGGAGGCUUGA